AUGGAUCUUGAGGAAAUCGGCAACAAGCUGUCGAACUUGACAUUCUAUGACAUCAAGAAGAUGUACACGCAGGCGAAGAAUUAUGCCCUCAACAUCAGCGAAAUUGAGGCCAAGGUGCGCGAGGCUACGAACGAUGAUCCAUGGGGUGCCAGCUCGACGCUGAUGCAAGAGAUCGCUCAGGCCACCUUUAAUUACCAUGACUUUAACGAAAUUAUGCCAACGAUUUUUCGGCGCUUUGUCGAAAAGGAGGCGCACGACUGGCGUCAAAUCUACAAAGCUCUCCAGCUGCUAGAGUACAUUGUCAAGAACGGCUCGGAGCGUGUGGUCGAUGAGGCGCGUGCGCACCUAUCCACGAUCAAAAUCCUGCGCAACUUCCACUACAUUGACGAGCAGGGCAAGGAUCAAGGCGUCAAUAUUCGCGCGCGUGCGAAAGAGCUCGCUGCUCUUCUUUCCGAUUUUGACACGAUCCGUGCGGAGCGCCGCAAGGCUCGUGCGAACCGCGCCAAGUACCAGGGUGUCGGCAGCAGCGACUUUGUGCCGGGCAGUGGCAGCGGUCGUUAUGGUGGCUUUAGCAGCGAUGCGUACUAUGCUAGUGGCGGUGCCUCUGGCGUGUAUGGCACGGGUGCGGCGGGCAGCAGCAGCGCUGAACCCGACUUUGAAGAGUAUCAUGCGGGCGAUGACGAAGACACGGCCCCUGCGCCCCAGACGUCGGGCCCGCCUGUCGCUGACCUCUUCAGCUUCGACGACGAGCCUCCAGCGGUAUCCAAACCCGCCGCGUCCAAGCCGGCGACUGCGGACGAUGAUUUCGAUGAUUUUCAGACGGCAGCGCCACCCAAGCCGCCGACACCCGUCAAGAGCGCCACGGCACCAGCGCCGCGUGGUGGCGACCUCUUUGACUUGUUGGAUGAUGUGCCAUCGAAGCCAGUAGCGAAGCCAGCUCAGCAACCGGCAGCCACGCCAGCCCGCAAGUCCACACACCAUCCGCCGCCUGUCAAGCCUUCGGCCGCCCCUGCGGCUUCCGCUUCUUCCGCUUCGCUCUUUGACGACUUGUGGACCGAGUCGCGCGGCAAGUCGUCGACGACGACGCAACAAGGCCCCAAGAGCAUGGCUCAGCUUGCGCAGGACCAGUCGAGCAGCUCUGUGUGGGGUGAGUCCAGGACGCGCAGCACGCCACCAACCACAUCCAAGGACUUGUUCGACUUGCUGUAG
Malassezia restricta is the source of this 1209-nucleotide messenger RNA. RefSeq names its product epsin. The record is from RefSeq and is a predicted model, not a curated record. Gene Ontology annotation, cellular component: plasma membrane; clathrin vesicle coat; endosome. NCBI's taxonomy places the organism in Eukaryota, Fungi, Basidiomycota, Malasseziomycetes, Malasseziales, Malasseziaceae. Bases 1 to 1209 code for a protein of 402 amino acids. Gene Ontology annotation, molecular function: phospholipid binding; clathrin binding. Gene Ontology annotation, biological process: endocytosis; Golgi to endosome transport. The transcript has 4 exons.